UAAUUCUGUCUUAAGCUGGCCACUCUACGCUGCGGACGCCGAAAAUAAAUAAAAAUAUUGCAAUUUUUAUAUUUAUAAUUCCUGGGCGACACCAGGACUCAUCAUUUUCACUGGCGGCUGUAGGACAACCCAAAACAAAGGCUAGUUGAUUCAUCGCGUCAUGGCAAACCGCACAGUCAAGGAGGCGAAAAACGUGCACGGCACCAAUCCACAAUACCUCAUCGAAAAGAUCAUCCGGUCCCGCAUCUACGAUUCAAAGUACUGGAAGGAGCAAUGCUUUGCUCUUACGGCGGAGUUGCUGGUCGACAAGGCCAUGGAACUUCGUUUUGUGGGCGGCGUCUAUGGCGGUAACAUCAAGCCCACUCAGUUCCUUUGCCUGACUCUGAAAAUGCUGCAAAUCCAGCCGGAAAAGGACAUCGUUGUGGAGUUCAUCAAGAACGAGGAGUUCAAGUAUGUACGCGCUCUAGGUGCCUUCUACCUGAGACUCACGGGCGCUGCACUGGACUGCUACAAAUACCUGGAGCCUCUGUACAUCGACAAUCGGAAAUUACGGCGCCAGAACCGUGCCGGCCAGUUUGAAAUUGUUUACAUGGACGAGUACAUAGACGAGCUGCUGCGCAAUGACCGUGUCUGCGACAUCAUACUGCCACGAAUCCAAAAGCGUUCUAUUCUGGAAGAGAACAACGAAAUUGAGCCGAAAGUCUCGGUCCUGGAUGAAGAUCUGGAUGACGAACUACCGAGCGACGAGGAAAAGGCAGACGAAAAGGAGGCGAGUCGAACGAAGGACAAAGACUCUUCAUCCGUGCGACGACCUAGAAGAGCUCGCUCCAAGUCCAGGUCACGUAGUAGGGAUCGCGGCGGCCGACCAGCGCAGAGCAGCAACCGCUCCAGAGACUACUACGACGAACUGGAGGAGUACGAUCGACAGCGUAAUCGGGCCCGUAACCGAGAGCCCCAGUUCGAUGACCAUGACCGCCGGCAGGAUCGAGACCGGGAGCGCCAGGACCGGGACAGGAUGCGAGAGCGGGAGCGUGACCGUGACCGCCAGGAUAGGGACCGAUACGGCGAAAGGGAUCGCCGGGACCGAGACCGAGAAUGGGAUCGUGAACGUGAACGUGAACGAGACCGCGACCGAGGCAGUCGGCACGAACAGCGGGAGCGGGAUUCGCGGGGAGAACGCGAACGGCGCCGCUACUAAAAUAAGUUUAAAUAAUUUUAGUAACUGACUAGUAAAAACUUUGAAAAAAUUAAA
Drosophila bipectinata is the source of this 1252-nucleotide messenger RNA. RefSeq names its product pre-mRNA processing factor 38 (gene Prp38). Gene Ontology annotation, cellular component: precatalytic spliceosome. The record is from RefSeq and is a predicted model, not a curated record. Lineage: Eukaryota; Metazoa; Arthropoda; Insecta; Diptera; Drosophilidae.